AUACGUCAUCAGGGGGCGCCCCUUCUCUUACCCCCACGUGGGUGUUUCUCCCGCAAGGUGCGGGGCUGCGGUAGCCGCCCGGGAUGGCGCUGAGCAAGGCCGGGGCGCUGAUGGUGACUCCCGGGGAGCUGGUCCUGGGCGGGGCUAGGACUGCCGCAGUGCGGCGACUCCUGGUGCGCUGGGUGCAGGGCCCGGCGGGCGGCGGCGGCGGGCCGCCCCCGGAGAACGUGGUGCGGAUCUCCCGGGCCAUGCAGCUGCGGCUGGCUCGGGAGCCGCCCAGGCGGGGCCAGAAGGUGCCGGUGGUUCCGACCCGGGCGGGGAAGCUGGUGUUGCGGAGCCGGCGGCCGCAGCUGAGCCAGCCUCGCUGCCUGACGCUGGGGCGCUGGGAGCGGCCGGUCCUGGUCUCGGGGGGCUGGAAGCACCGGCGCUCCUGCGGGGACUACUUCCAGCUGGAGCGCUCCCAAGAGCAGGCGCCGGCCCUGCGGCCUCCCAGAGCCACGGGAAGGGACGGCUCCUUCCAGGCGCUGGGGCUGGGACCGGCGCUGGUGUCCGCCCUGCAGACCCUCUCCAUCACCCAGCCCACGGCCGUGCAGCGCCGCGCCAUUCCCGCCCUGCUGCGCGGGGGCAACGCGCUCUGCGCGGCUGAGACAGGCAGCGGCAAGACCCUGGCCUAUCUCCUUCCGCUGUUCCAGAAACUCCUGUCUCGGCCCUCGCUGGGCCCGACCUGGCCGCCCUCCCCUCGCAGCCUGGUGCUGCUGCCCUCCCGGGAGCUGGCGGAGCAGGUGCGCACCGUGGCCUCCUCCCUGGGCCGUUCCGUGGGACUGCGGGUGCGGGAGAUUGGCGGUGGCCGGGGCAUGGCCAGCGUGAAAAACCAGCUCCGCUCGGAUCCCGAUGCCGACUUGCUGGUGUCCACGCCUGGGGCCCUGUGCAAGGCGCUGCGGAAGCGGAUGGUGAGGCUGGAGCGGCUGUACUGUCUGGUGCUGGAUGAGGCUGACACCUUGCUGGACCCCACUUUCCUGGAUCUGGUGGAGGAGGUGCUCAUGCAAGCCCCCAUCGCCCACAGUCCCAAGGAGGUGGCCGACCAGUGGGACACCAAAACCCAGCUAGUGAUCGUCGGAGCCACCUUCCCUGAAGGGCUAGGUCAGUUGCUGAGCAAGGUCACCAGCCUGGGCCACUUCACCACCCUCACCAGCCAGAGCUUGCACCACCUCCUGCCCCAUGUCCAGCAGAAAUUCAUCCGCAUCAAAGGCAGCGACAAGGCAUCUGAGCUACUGCAGCUCAUCAAAGACCAGGGCCCCUCUAACGGAGCCCUUCUCAUCUUCUGCAACAAUGCCAGCACCGUCAACUGGUUAGGCUACAUCCUAGAUGAUCACAAAAUCAAGCACCUGAGGCUACAGGGACAGAUGCCUGCAGCAAUGAGAGCAGGAAUUUUUAACACCUUCCAGAAGGGACAAAGCGAUGUCCUCAUCUGCACGGAUUUAGCCUCCCGUGGACUGGAUACCAGCCGUGUGGAGCUAGUAAUCAACUAUGACUUCCCAUCCACGUUGCAAGACUAUCUCCAUCGGGUAGGGCGGGUUGGGCGUGUAGGCAGCAAGGUGCCUGGGACUGUGGUUAGUUUUGUAACCCAUCGUUGGGAUGUUGAUCUGGUGCGGAAGAUAGAGACUGCAGCCCGGAGAAGGACCAGUCUCCCUGGGAUGGAGUCUGCCAUUAAGGAGCCUUUGCCUAAAACAGACCUGACUCAGGCUGACAAACAAUGAAAUGCUAAUGUUCAAAUUGGAUUUAGGGUGCUGAUAAUGACUUCUAUUGGAGACUAAAUCAGCUAAACUUCGUUUCGUGAGUCAGAAUGAGGAUAUGGGCAAAGAAACAACAUAACAAAAGUGUUAAAGUUGCCAGUUCUGCCUGGUUAGUUACUGGCAAGUGCACUGAUGCAUAUCAGUAUGACCUGCUACUUCAUGCUUUUCUAAAUCUAAACAAAUGUAACAGACCCCACAACUAACAAAUAAAUGCUAAAUUUUUCCUCUGUUUAGUAA
Trachemys scripta elegans is the source of this 2030-nucleotide messenger RNA. It is a transcript of the gene DDX28, whose product is annotated as DEAD-box helicase 28. The record is from RefSeq and is a predicted model, not a curated record. The transcript has a single exon. Bases 84 to 1757 code for a protein of 557 amino acids. Lineage: Eukaryota; Metazoa; Chordata; Testudines; Emydidae. Gene Ontology annotation, molecular function: RNA helicase activity; nucleic acid binding; ATP binding.